Molecule: messenger RNA, 1727 nt
Organism: Pararge aegeria (speckled wood butterfly)
Lineage: Eukaryota; Metazoa; Arthropoda; Insecta; Lepidoptera; Nymphalidae
Product: juvenile hormone esterase-like
Exons: 3
Coding region: 18-1643 (541 amino acids)
Source: RefSeq, a predicted model, not a curated record
UCAAAUUCGUACAGGGAAUGGGUACAUUCUGUCAAGCGUUCGUAUUUGCCGCCAUUUUUGGCGUGGCGUUUUCGUUCGAAAAUACGCAAACAGUUCAUACGGCCGAGGGUAAAAUUGAGGGUAGUUUGUCUGAUAACGGUAUUUACUAUGAAUACCUCGGUAUUAGGUAUGGUGUUCCGGUUAAAUUUCGGGCUCCAUUACCGCCACCUAAAUUCUCCGGCGUCUACAAAGCUGACAACCGUAACAUCCUCUGCCCCCAAUUCCCAACACACGACCCCUUAGCUGCCCCCAGCGACAAUGAAGACUGCCUUGUCCUCAACGUAUACGUACCAUCCUUCUUAAACACCACAUUCCCAGUGAUGGUAUUCCUCCACGGCGGAGAUUUUGGAGUGGGAUCCAGCUCAUCAACCUUUUACGGACCUGAAUACCUCCUCAGCCACGGAGUUAUAGUGGUCACAGUCAACUAUAGGUUAAACGUGUACGGCUUCCUAAACUUGGGCAUCAAGGAAGCUCCUGGAAACGCUGGCCUUAAGGACAUAAGAGCAGCUUUAAGAUGGAUAAAGAAGAAUAUAGCAAACUUCAAUGGGGAUCCAGAUAAUGUGACUGUUUUUGGCCAAGGAAGCGGCGGUUUGGCAGCUAUUUAUUUGACUCUGACAGAUAGUACCAAGGGCUUAUUCAACAAGAUUAUCUCCGAAAGCGGAACACCAUUCACGCCUCAUUCUUUCGAUCCAAACCCAUUAUCUACAGCCAGUAACUUGGCCAAAUCUUUGGGCGUUAAAACCAAGAAGGUGAAGAAACUUCUCGAGCUUUAUACAGACUCGCCGAUAAACAAAGUAGAGGAAGCUAUCGGUAAGCAAAUGAACGCAAAAUCGUAUUUCUUGCCUUCCGUCGAGGAUGUGUUCGAUGACGAAGAACCAUUUUUAACUGACACCCCAUACAACAUACUGUCCGCCGGUACGGAACAUAAAUCUUUUAAUCCCGUACCUAUUAUAAUUGGUAUAAAUACUGUAGAAGGAUUAACAAGUACAUUGGAUUAUUAUACUAUUACCAGUCAGAUGGACAGGAUCAAAAAUGAAGACUACACAGCAUUAGAUCAAAGAUGCCUGAUCAUACCAGACGGUGAGAAAGAGGAAUUUCGGAAUACGAUUAAAGAGACGUACUUCACAAAUAUAACUUCUGACGAGGCUUUGGUCGGUGGCAUUAUAAAUUUGAACACAGAUUUCUCGUUCGUCGGACCAAUGUCACUGUUUUCGGAACUUUACACUAAUGGUACUGAUCAACCAAUCUUCGAGUAUAUCUUCAGUUAUAUAGGUAACAGGAAUCUUGGAAGAUUGUUGACGAAUAGUAGUUUGCCAGCAACCGCGAACCGGGAUGAGCUGUUCUACGUCUUCGAAUUGGAACGGAUGCCUUUGCCGAUGGAUGAAAAUGACGCAAGAAUCGUCACUUUUAUGACCAUGAUGUGGACGAAUUUCGCUAAGUUUGGAUCACCAACACCAGACCCCAGUAACGGCGAAUGGCUACCGUAUCCCCACCAUUUAGAAAUAAACCUCGAACCGCAAUACGUGGCUCCGCUCACACCUGACAGGGCUUAUUUUUGGCGCCAUUUCUACUACAAAUAUGGCGCCGACAUACCAAAAGAAUAACGUAACAUAAAAAAUAUAUAACUAGUGUUGUAAUAAUUUAUUAUUGUUGUUAAUAAAAUUUUACUUGGGUUUUUAUCUUUCGUU